AUGUCCAGCCUGUCCUUCAUAGAAGUCAGCUACAACACCAUUGUGGUACCCUUGAUGCUCUCCCAUGUUGUGGGGGCCUGGAAGCCCAUUACACUGGCAGGCUGUGGGGCCCAAAUGUUCUAUUUUCUCACACCUGGUGGUGCUGACUGUUUUCUCCUUGCAAUCAUGGUGUCUGAUGGCUAUGUGGCCAUCUGCUACCCGCUGCACUACACCCUCGUCAUGACUCAGAAGCUGUGCAUCCAGGUGGUGGCCUUCGCCCUGGGCCUGGCGCUCUUCCUGACCGUGCAGCGCACGUCCUUAAUCUUCACCUUGCCCUUCUGGGAGCACCUCCGGGCGAUCAACCACUUCCUCUGUGAUGUGCCUCCGGUCCUGCGGCUGGCCUGCGCGGACAUCCACGUGCACCAGGCUGUCCUCUAUGUCGUGAGCAUCCUCGUGCUGACCGUCCCCUUCCUGCUCAUCUGCGUCUCCUACAUGUUCAUCGCCUCGGCCAUCCUGCGCAUCCGUUCGACGCAGGGUCGCCGCCCGGCCUUCUCCACCUGUUCCUCCCACCUUACCGUGCUCUUGCUGCAGUAUGGCGUCUGUGCCGUGGUCCACCUGCAUCCCCCGUCCAGGGCGUCAGCCUUUGAGGAGCUCCAAAUCGCUCUGAUCUACACCUUUGUCGCCCCCUUACCACCCCUGAUUUACACUCUGCGGAGCAAGGAAGUCAAAGGUGCUCUGGAGAAUAUCGUCAUCGGUGUAUCAGCCUCUGACACCAAUCGAAGGCUUAGGGGAACGGGGGAUGGGGUGAGUCUGAAGGUCGCCUUGAUAAUGAACUCCAUCCAAAUGACGAAAGUAGAAUUUUAA
Molecule: messenger RNA, 843 nt
Organism: Pteropus alecto (black flying fox)
Lineage: Eukaryota; Metazoa; Chordata; Mammalia; Chiroptera; Pteropodidae
Product: olfactory receptor 10Q1
Biological process (GO): G protein-coupled receptor signaling pathway
Cellular component (GO): membrane
Molecular function (GO): olfactory receptor activity
Source: RefSeq, a predicted model, not a curated record